GACUUCCCCUGGGCUGAGCUGCGCAGCGGGUGCGGAGGGCGGGCGCUCGGCGUCUGGCGGCGGGCAGGGGGCUGUGAGGCUGGCGCGGGUGGGCAGGCGCGCAGCCGCCGACCCUCGGUGGUCUCCUGGGCUGGGGACCCUUCUCUGGGAGUCGGCCCCGGCCCUGGUGGGGCGAGCGUUGCUGGGGCGGAGGGGUGCGCGGCAGCGAGUCCUGCGUGAUCGCGAGCAUGUGGUUUUGGCCAAAUUGGGCGAGGGCACAAAAUAACCACUUACCCCUUCUCACCGAGGAAGAGCGGGAGAAAGGGUAUGGCACAGUCACAAGGGUGGGUGAAAAGAUACAUCAAGGCCUUUUGUAAAGGCUUCUUUGUGGCGGUGCCUGUGGCAGUGACUUUCUUGGAUCGGGUCGCCUGUGUGGCAAGAGUAGAAGGAGCAUCGAUGCAGCCUUCUUUGAAUCCUGGGGGGAGCCAGUCAUCUGAUGUCGUGCUUUUGAACCACUGGAAAGUGAGGAAUUUUGAAGUACACCGUGGUGACAUUGUAUCAUUGGUGUCACCUAAAAACCCAGAACAGAAGAUCAUUAAGAGAGUGAUUGCUCUUGAAGGCGAUAUUGUCAGAACCAUAGGACACAAAAACCGGUAUGUCAAAGUCCCCCGUGGUCACAUCUGGGUUGAAGGUGAUCAUCAUGGACACAGUUUUGACAGUAAUUCUUUUGGGCCGGUUUCCCUAGGACUUCUGCAUGCCCAUGCCACACAUAUCCUGUGGCCCCCAGAGCGCUGGCAGAAAUUAGAAUCUGUUCUUCCUCCAGAGCGCUUACCAGUACAGAGAGAAGAGGAAUGACUGCAUGAAUCUCCCUGAGUGGCUGGCAUUGGGAUGCCAGUUACUGGAGAGGAAUGGAAAAACGAAACCUCCAAAAGGGAAAAACUUCCAACAAUAUGAUGCUGUGUGAGAAAAAUUUACAGCACAUUAAGACGAUCUGUAUUAUUAAAUAAAUAAUUUUCAAAUGUUAAACAGUAUUAAAUGGCACCUAAUUUUGUGUUAAAUUUCAGUUUCCUGUUGUUUAAUGCCCCCAAAAUAUGCAGCUCUUUGAGAAUAUAAAAAUACUGCACCCACGUGUCUUAAUGGGGCUAAAUUUCAGAUUAUUUGUUACAUAUACUUAUUAUAUUGAUUGUUGGGUUUUGAUUUUGGUGCUUGCUGCUGAAAUAAAUUGAAAAUUAAUAUUCAAUAAAAAUGAUGUGUUUGCCACUUACUGUUAAGGUAGAACAAGAAGGAACACAUAUUAUACAUAUAAUGAUGGGAAUUAUAUUGUGAUUUGUAGUAUCUACAAAGUAGUAACUGCCAGUUAGGAAGAACAGUAAAUAGUGAUGUUAAAAUAAAACAAUGAUUUGU
Messenger RNA from Piliocolobus tephrosceles (Ugandan red Colobus), 1383 nucleotides. RefSeq names its product inner mitochondrial membrane peptidase subunit 2 (gene IMMP2L). Lineage: Eukaryota; Metazoa; Chordata; Mammalia; Primates; Cercopithecidae. The record is from RefSeq and is a predicted model, not a curated record. Gene Ontology annotation, molecular function: serine-type endopeptidase activity. The transcript is spliced from 7 exons. Bases 307 to 834 code for a protein of 175 amino acids. Gene Ontology annotation, cellular component: mitochondrial inner membrane peptidase complex; membrane.